GAGGGGCGGAGUAUCAAGCGGGGUUAGCCAAUUAGAGCGACCCACGAUCAAGCAAGCAAAUUUGUGAUGAACUUUAAAACUGGCUGGAAUUGAGUAUUCUUCGCCUAACCUUACCAGAGAGAUAUUGUAUGUGGUAACUGGGAACAUUCGAUUAUUAUUAUUAUUAUUAUUAUUUUUUAAAUGGAGUCAUUAGGAUUUAAUUACAAUAAAAUAUUGUCUUAUAUUGCGUUUGUACUAGUUUUGUUAGAUUUGCAGUAUGAAGGAGUGCAAUGUGGGAAAAAUGGAGAAGUUGAAAAUCAUCUGGAACUGGGGAAGAAGCUUCUGGCUGCCGGACAGUUGGCAGAUGCUCUGUCUCAUUUUCACGCUGCUGUAGAUGAAGACCCCAAAAACUACAUGGCCUACUACAGAAGAGCUACUGUGUAUCUGGCCAUGGGUAAAUCAAAAUCGGCACUCCCAGAUCUCAGCAGCGUUGUUGAACUGAAACCAGAUUUCACUUCUGCACGACUACAGAGAGGAAACCUGCUGUUGAAACAGGGCAAGUUAGAUGAAGCUGAAGAAGACUUUAAAAAAGUGCUAAAAUCCAGCCCGAGUGCCAAAGAGGAGGCUGAUGCCAGGACUCAGCUGAUUAAAUGUGAUCAAAUGCAGCGGCUUCUGGUCCAGACCCACAGGGAAUUCAACAAUGAGGAUUACAAAACAGCAACUGCUCAACUUGACACCCUGCUAGAGACUUGUGUUUGGGAUGUAACCCUACGAGAGCUCAGGGCAGAAUGUUACAUCCAGCUGGGAGAACUGGGCAAAGCAAUCAGUGACCUGAAAGCUGCUACGAAAUUGAAGAACGACAACACUGCAGCUUUCUAUAAGAUCAGUACCAUCUACUACAAGCUGGGAGAUCAUGAAAUGUCGCUCAACGAGAUCCGUGAGUGUCUGAAGCUGAACCCAGAUCACAAGCAGUGCUUCAGUCACUACAAGCAAGUGAAAAAGCUCAACAAGCAGAUUAUGUCUGCAGAGGAGCUCAUCGGAGAGGAGAAGUACACAGAUGCCAUAAGUAAAUACGAGUCAGUUAUGAAGACUGAGCCCAAUGUGCCCUAUUAUACAAUGCAGGCCAAAGAGAGGGUUUGUCAUUGUUUGUCAAAGAACCAGCAAGCACAUGAAGCCAUUGAAACCUGCACAGAAGUCCUGAAGUCAGACCCCCACAAUGUGAAUGUUUUAAAAGACCGAGCAGAAGCAUAUCUUUUGGAUGAGCAGUAUCAUGAGGCUGUGAGAGAUUAUGAAACUGCACAGGAGCACAAUGAGAGCGAUCCUCAGGUCAAGGAAGGACUGGAGAGAGCACAGAGACUCCUGAAGCAGUCCCAGAAGAGGGACUAUUAUAAGAUAUUAGGAGUAAAGAGAAAUGCCCAGAAAAAGGAGAUUAUAAAGGCAUACAGGAAGCAGGCACAGCAGUGGCACCCGGACAACUUCCAGGAUGAAGAGGAGAAGAAAAAAGCAGAGCAGAAAUUUAUUGACAUUGCCUCUGCCAAAGAGGUGCUCACUGAUCCAGAGAUGAGAAGGAAGUUUGAUGAAGGUCAGGACCCACUGGACCCUGAGAAUCAACAGGGAGGAGACAAUGGUGGGCAUCACUUCCACAGAGGCUGGAACUCAUGGCAGGGAUUCAACCCCUUUGGCUCUGGAUCUUUUAACUUCAAGUUCCAGCACAACUAGUACUGAUGAGUUUCUCUGAGUAUGGAAUAAUGUAUUCAGUACUUUGGAGCCCGCAGCAUAGAAACUGCAGGAACAAGAACUUGAAACUGUUCAAGCAAGACAGGAAGCUGUCUGAAUUUAGAAGACCCUUUUGAUUUUUUUAAGUUCUCUCUUUUAUCUGCUGCAUUUGGGAGAUAGCAACCCUGUGUAAAGAUUCCAUGCAACAAUAACAAAUCUGUUUAAUGUAUAUGUAACUUACAUGAGGAAGGUCCACAUUGGAGUAAGGCUUCCCAUUUACAACAGCAAUUUUAGAUUGCUUUUUUUUUUUACUGUGCUCAUUUUGACCCAAAAAAACAAAAAAAAAGAUUCUAUAUGUUCUUAUACUUGGUGACACUGAAUUGAAAGCUGCAGUGUGUGCUGCAAGAACUGUGACGCUUUUGUCAGGACUGUAAUUUCUCAUGGUCUGUAUGUAAAUGUGACAAUCAUAUUCUGUCAGAAGAUUGAAGUCCUACAUGUAACGUCCAACCCUAUUCAUGCUUGAGAGAAUGUUUGAGGGCUUAGUAUCAUUUGCAGCUGAAAUUGUCUUCCUUGUAAUCAUCUGUUUUGUAAAUUCUUGUGGAAAAAUGGGCAACAACAUAUUUUUAAUAAUUUUAAAAGUUUGGUUUUGUAAUUGUGUUCAAGCACAGCAGGCACACUUGAACCAUUCUGUAAAUUGCAUCUGGGGUGUGACAAUACCAUUUCCACUACAUUACCUUUAGUAUUACCUUUCCCAUUUUGAUAAUUACCUUGGCAUGCCACCCUAUGUGCAUGAUCAUGUUCAUGUGUAAUACAGGACCACAGUAUUUGUUUUCAGUAUCCAGUCCUCAGUAUCUGUGACUGCCUAUGUGCCAUAUGAAUUAAGAGGCCUUUCAUUGCUGCCAUGCUAUCCACCCUCUGCGUGCCAGGAAGCUGCUUUUGUUUCCCCUGUGCGAGUCACUGGCUGUAUGUCUCGUACAAACUGAAGGGAUCAGAAAGAAUACAAGAGCAGGUUUUUAAAAUCAAGUACAACUAGAAUGUAGGAUUCCUGCUGCAAAAGCAUCGUAACUAUAGCUUUCAAGUGUGGUGUUGGGUUUUACCCUAACAGUUGCCUGACUGUUUUAUAAAAGGAAAAUCUAAUUUACAGUAUUUACCUCGGGCAUUGGUUUGGCGUGAAACAAAAUAUUAUUGUAAUGCAAUAGCUAUACUUUGUAAUGGGUAGACUAAGUUCACCUUGUACAAAUAUUUAUACCUGUGAUUGCAACUGCCAUCUCCAUUCAUUUGCUUCAAUACAUCGUUUACUUUUCUGCACAUUCCCCCCCAAAAAUGAUUUAAAACAAAAAUGUCAAUAUCAUAUUUUAAAAACAGGUUGUCACAUGUACUUGCACAGCAUGUUCGUGUAUGUGUAACGUUUAUGUACGAGAUUUUUAUAUUAAGUAUUUUCUGAAUUGUAAAUAAGAGAUAUUUAUGUUGACAAUUUAGUGCUCCUUCACUUGAUGGUUGCCAGGGAUAACCACUGUUACUGGUCUAAAGAAAAAAAAAAAAGAAAAAAAAAACACUGCAUUGGA
This is a messenger RNA of Acipenser ruthenus (sterlet), 3260 nucleotides long. Its product is annotated as dnaJ homolog subfamily C member 3-like. NCBI's taxonomy places the organism in Eukaryota, Metazoa, Chordata, Actinopteri, Acipenseriformes, Acipenseridae. The coding region runs from base 181 to 1698 and encodes 505 amino acids. The transcript is spliced from 12 exons. Gene Ontology annotation, molecular function: protein-folding chaperone binding; misfolded protein binding. The record is from RefSeq and is a predicted model, not a curated record. Gene Ontology annotation, biological process: protein folding in endoplasmic reticulum. Gene Ontology annotation, cellular component: endoplasmic reticulum.